AUGGCUUCUGACGGCGCAGCUCUGCCCGCGCGCCCACAAUUCAAGCCCGCCAAAUCGCGCGCCUCAAUCGCCCACCUCCCCUCGCUCAACAACACGCCUUCCUCGCUCUCCCUCUCCUCCGAGUCAAAGGAGAACCCCGCUACCAGUGGAGCUAGUGUUGGAGACGCAGGGAAGCGGAAGAAGCGCGCGCAGAGUCUGGGUGGAGACGCCCUCGAAGAGGCCAGGAAGAGGUUGAGGGACGGCAAGGGCGAGACGGGGCUGACGCUCGCUGCUGGACUCGAGUUGAGUCCGGGAAAGAUCGAGCGACGAAAGGCCCAACCCCGCCGCUCAAUCCUCAAACAACGUCCCUCUCUACACUCGUCCGACUCGCACCAAGGAAACCACACCAUCUCCUUCCCCCCUCCCGCGCCUACGACGAACGCCGCACGCGUCACAGCCUGGUCUGAAGCGCACGCGCAAACGACGGACCUUUCGGCGCUGUCUGCUUUCUCCGCCGGCGGGGUGUCGAGGAAGGGAAGGAGAUCGUCGCUUAAGCCUCCUGCGCCGGCAGAGUCGUACGAUAACAGCGAUGCCUCCUCGGACGAGGACGAGGAAGACCCGAACGGCAGUCUCGACAUGGACAUGACGCGGUUCGAGACGACGGCGGCUUACGACACGGACGGGAGGAGGUACAGUGUCAGUCACACGCGGAGGGUCAGCUUUGCGCCUAGUGCGGCUGUCAGGACCUACACGCCCGACAAGCCUACAGCCGACGCUCAAGCACUCGCCGCAGCACGCGAAGCCGCACUCGCCGCCGCUCUCGCCGUCCAACAAACCCCCUCCUCCCCCUCUGCCUCUGUCUCAGACGAGGGAGAAGAACUCGUCGACGAAGGCUACGAAGAGUCCGAGCCGUCGAUGGAAAUCGCCGGAGACGAGCCCACACUCGCUUUCGCGCGCCACUUUGCGGGCACGCAAAUUCCCGUUUCGGUGCUCGAGGAAGGAGAGGACGAGGACGUCGAGGAGCCUCCCACCGGUGCUACGACCGCUGCGAGCGCCCAGCUCCAGUUGUUUGGUACGAGUGCGCCUACUCCCGGACACCCGAAGCCGAGGUUUUCGGAAGUCGCGAGGAGGGAAGACGAGGACGAUGAGGACGUGAUGCGGCAGUUGGGAUUCGCGAGGGGUGGGAAACCCCGGCCUAGCCGAGUUGAAGGAGUUGCGUUUGUGGAGGAGGAUGGAGAGGAAGAGGGGGAGGGGGAGAGCAGUAUGGAGCAGGAGGAUGGGGAGGGGAAGGAAGAUGAGACGGGCGCGAUGGAGAUGACUAUUGCAGUUGGGGGGAUCCUCGGACAGGCCGGCGCCGAUGGACAAGACGACCAGGAGGACGACGACGACUCGAGCUCGGAGAGCGGCGACUCGGAGGCGGAAGUCUCGAUGCAGCUCACUUCGGGCGACCGCACGAUGGACAUGACCUUCGCGACCGACAUUGGAGCGGCGAGCGAGCGCGACGAGGACGACGAGAUGCAGGAUGAAAGUGCGGACAUGCAAGACGAGGAGGACGCGACGACCGCGAUGGUCGAAGCGACGGCCUACGGAUCGAUCCUCCCGCCUCAACCGCCUGCGUCCGCUUCGACCGUCGCCGCUCCUCCCCCGCGCAAGACGCUUUUCGCCCCUCGUCCCUCGAUCGCACGCUCGCCUUCGCCCUUUGCGUCCAUCACGCGCGCCACUUCCGCUCCGCCCGCCUCGCCGCCCAAGUCUCCCUUCCGCCACCGAUCCCCUCCCAAGUCGCCGGGGCGCGCUCUGUCGGUCCCGCUCGGCGAUGCCGCAAUCCGGUCGACGACGCCAACGAAGUCGCCUUUCCGGCAGAGCAUGCGCGAGCGGCGGAUGUUGAGCGUCAGUCCCGGUCCGCCAAGUCGCUCGCCUCGUCGAAUCAUCAGCGCAACCGCCUCGCCUGCUCCUCAGCCUCAUGCGCGCCGCUCCGUCUCGCCCGCCAAGUCGGCUCACCCUCCUCUCUCGUCGCUCGCCGCCAAGUCGAUCCCGCCUCAAUCGCCAGGCAUCACAGGCCGUUCGCGGUCUCGCUCUCGCUCGAGGUCCGCCUCGCCCGUCAAGCAGCAGCAGCAGCCGAACACGCCAGGUCGCGCAGUCUUCCAGCCUCGCACGCUUGCGCCGCCCAUGUCGGCCGGUCGCUCGCCAGGCGGAAGUCUCUCCCUCCGUGCGCUCCUGUCGCAGCCGGCGCAAGCAGCUUCCAACGCGCGAGUCGACGAGCUCCGUGCGGCGGAAGGAGCAGGCGGAGACGACGACCUGAACUUGACCGGCAGUUCGUACGACGCUUCGUUCUCUUCCUCCGCUGCGACAGCCGAAGAGGCCGCCGCCCGUCUGCCCGACUCACUCGACGCCUUCCUCGUCGCUACCGGCACCCACUUCGCCGAUGACGAGUUCUUCGAGGUGGUCAACUCGGAAUCGACGGCUGCCAAGCGGAGGAAGAGUAUGGCUGCGACGGCGCGGGCAGGCGAGGAGGACGAGGACGACGAGACGAAGCAGAUGGGUGGAGCAAAGGCGGUCGAACCAACGUUUGCGGAUAUGACGGUCGCUGCGGCGGUCAAGAGCCUGUUCCACCAGCUCUACAAGUCGGAGCAAGGGGGCCUCCUCGAGGGGAUCAACCAGGCGCGCCAGAUGCUCGAAGACUCGGAGCAGCGUCUUCGUUCCGGCGUCGUGCCGCAGGUCUUCAAGGACUGGGCGAACGCGACUGACGAGGCCAAGGCAAUCAUGAAAACCCAGUUCGGCCAGAUCAAGCUCAACUACCUCCUCUCGAACAAGCUCGAAUGGAAGACCCGCCGCAUCCAGAACUACGACCAGGUCGUCGACAUCAUGGCGCAGAACCUGCAGUUCAUCCAGCAGGACCGCGCCGUCCUCGCCGAGGUCCAGACGCAGUUUGAGGGCGUCAUCCCCUCGCUCGAGGCGCGCCACGCCGCUCUCCUCGCAGACUUGACGGCCGAGCGCUCGCUCGACGCUGAGCUCUCGUCGAUGUCGCCCGAGGACGUCGAGAUGCGCGAGAACAUGCUCGCCGAUUCGGAGGAGCAGGAGGAGCAGCUCAACGGCAACCCCGACAAGGGCAUCCCCGGUCGACGACCUGAACUCGACCGCAUUGAGCAGCACCUCCGCAGCUAUCGCGAGACAUUCGAGAAGUACUCGACCGAGGAGCAGCGAUUGCAGGCCGAGAUCGCCGACCUUGAGGAACGGCGGCGCGACAAGCGCACCAAGACGGACCUCGUCCGCCUGCAAGCCGAAUCCGAGGCGCUGCAGCACCUCCAAGGAUGGCGUCUCGAGCAGUUCAGCACGCAGCACCUCGCCCUGCGCCAUUGCGACGAGUUCCUCGUUGGCUUUGAGCUCAUUCCCGGCACUCUCGACGUCGUCGCCGCGAUCUUCGAGCCGCUCCAACUGCCUCGCAAGGCUCAGUCGGCACUCGGCGCCCAGGUCACGGCUUUCUUGCUCAGCAAGGUGAAUGACGAGGUGCAGCGAGUCCUGGCGGACGGGCGCGAACCGAAAGAUGCGAGGGCCCUGUUGCGCUACAUCGCCUCGCGCGCAUGCAUUAUCCGCCACAUUCGCUACGAAGUUACCCUCGCCUCGCUCCGCUACCCAACCUCGUUCCGCCUCGUCUCGCACAACGGCUCGCAGGACGACGCAGUUCUGGAGAUCGACAUUGACGUCUUCUGCGCCCAGUCUCGGCAGGCGUUCGACGUGGUCGUUCCCUUGACGGCUGCCGAGGUCCUCGAGGCAAAGGCGCCGGAGGACUGGGCCAAGGGCAUCAGCGCGAGUGUCAGGGCGCGCUUCGGCACGGACAUCAACGCGCUCGCUCUCGCGCAGACCGUCAAUGAGCGGCUCGAAGGAGGCGACGGGCGAGGUGCGCUCGUCGAGGCGGUCGUCCUCGCCGAGGAGGAGUGCGACCAGGUCGCUGCGUGA
Messenger RNA from Rhodotorula toruloides NP11, 3933 nucleotides. Its product is annotated as chromosome segregation protein. NCBI's taxonomy places the organism in Eukaryota, Fungi, Basidiomycota, Microbotryomycetes, Sporidiobolales, Sporidiobolaceae. Bases 1 to 3933 code for a protein of 1310 amino acids. The record is from RefSeq and is a predicted model, not a curated record. The transcript is spliced from 8 exons. Gene Ontology annotation, biological process: protein localization to kinetochore; mitotic sister chromatid biorientation; mitotic spindle assembly checkpoint signaling.